Messenger RNA from Parasteatoda tepidariorum (common house spider), 2608 nucleotides. The record is from RefSeq and is a predicted model, not a curated record. NCBI's taxonomy places the organism in Eukaryota, Metazoa, Arthropoda, Arachnida, Araneae, Theridiidae.
AUAUCACUGUAACAAUUUUUAUUGCCAUGCAAAUGGAACCUAACGGAACAUUUUACGUUCUUUUUUAUAGUGGCCGGAAACGAAGGUCAAGUGCAGACGAUGGUGUCAUGGAUGAUUGCAUGGCAGCCAUGGUUCUCAUGAGUCUCUCUUGUAGUCCUAAAUCCCCCUGCCUGCCCCCCAUCACAGGAUGGUCACCUUCGGCCGUUGCCAGCAGUUCGGGAGCAUCCAGCUAUUGUUCGGGUGGAGGGGGAUCCACACGUGCCACACCUUCCCCCCCUAUGAUGGAUGGCCAAACAGAUGAGGGAAUAGAUUCCGAUGCUUCCUCAUCCUUUGCUGCAGAUGAUGCGUUUCCAGCCCCCAAAAGAAAGAGUCCAUAUCGCACAAGAUUAGUCUUUCAAUGUACUUGGCCAGGAUGUGGCCAGCAGUACCCGGAAUGCGAACAAGUAGAGAGGCACGUAAGGACACAGCACUUGAAACGAAGUGGAGAGAUGCUAGAUUCUGAAGAAGGCAGCGACCACGAGGAAGAGUUUUAUUACACAGAAAUGGAGGUGGAGAGCACUCCGAGUCCAUACCUCAAUGGAUCUUCCAUCUACUCCUCUUCUGUGCCCACCCUCAGUCACCUGGACAUGGCAAGGCCAGCCCACGAGGACCCUGAGUACAGGAAACAUACUCAAGUAAGAAAGACGGUGAUAAGCCCGAGUUUCACGCAAGCAUCUCCAAUAUCCAUACCACAACUACAGAAAUCUGCAGUUUGGAACUUACAUGAAUAUGCUGCCAGUGCUCCAAGCACCAUGGGUUCUCCACAAAAAUGCAUGCGCCUCAGCUUGAAGUCGGCUCCAUCGCCCAGUAAAGCCUCGUCCCCAAUCCAUCGCAGGACACGCUCUGAGAGUCGCAAAUGCCGCAAAGUGUAUGGCAUGGAAAACAGGGACAUGUGGUGCACGCAGUGCAAAUGGAAAAAAGCUUGCACACGUUUUGUGGACUGACUGAUCCAGACAUGAUUCACCACCGAUUCCCAUCUGUCUUAAAAUUAAAAGGGGAUCUCCAUUCUUAAUUUGUUCCAGAAGAUCUUAAAAGUUCUACGCUGUUACCUAAACAUCACAUGAGCCAUGAAUAAGACCUAAAGAUCUGGGACUGAUACACAACGACAAAUCCUGAAAACAACUGAUACUUACUUCACAAGCCUUAAUGUAGGCUCCUUUUUUUUCUCUCUUCACUAUUUUGUUGGAAUUUUUCAUCCUCCAUUUUGGGGUCAAGGUUUCGGGAAUUUUUUUAAAUGUUAUUUAAGAUAAGUCAUUUUUCCAGAUUUUGGAAAAAGACUUAAAGUCACAUUAAUUUAUAAUAACUCAUUGUUCAAAUGUUUGUACACGUUUUUUUUGUUAAGAAAAAAAUCAUUUUUCAAAGUUAUGAGACAAUGUAACAUCACUCCCAUCAGGUAUAUAUAACGAAAAACUAUGCUUUAAGUGCAAUUAAUUGCAUUGGUCAUAGAAUCAGUAUCUCUGUUUUUACUUCAUAUUAUAUUAUUUAUACAUACAUAUAUAUAUAUUAUAUAUACAAAUUACUUUGUCAAUGUAAUAUUUUUAUUUACUCUAAACAUUAUUAACACGAAUCUUUUUGGUCAGAUGAUUAUCCGUGCCUCCAUUAAGUAUUAAUCUCGAUCUCAAUUGGAUUUGCGGCUCAAUGAUUUAAUUAAAAAAAGAAAGAUCGGCGUAGAACAAUAUGCCCCAGAAGCAAAACUGAGCUAUUUAUUGAGACACAAGUGAAAUGUUUCUCCGAUUACGAGUCUCAAUUUUUUGGUCUCGUCCAAUGUGAUAUAUAAAACGAGCAACAUUUCAAAAUGGACACAAUACUCAAAAGACAAGGAAGAGCUAUCCAGCAUGCUAUGGUCACUUUUGUGUGUAAAGAAGCUUUUGAUGCAUAUUGCCAUGCAUUUCUGACUGUGUUGAAUUUAAUUUAUGUUAUACUUGAUUGCUCAUGCAAUUUUUUUUAGCCAAUCGCAAUGAAUAGACUUUUUAUAUUUAUAUGUAAAUACGACCAUUUUAGUCUGUUUGAAAUUUAGUAUAUAUAGAUAUAUUAUAUAUAUAUUAUAUAAAAGCAUGUAAAAAGAAAUUUUAUUAGGCUUGCAGCUGUUAUGUUUUAUGUGCACCAGAUGGCAGCACGUUUGUUUGAUUCCUAUAAAAUAUGAAUCACAAAUUUGAUAGAGUCUGAGUUAAUACGAGAUUGAAAAAUUUAUACCAAUUCACUGCCUAGUCAAUGUUUUACACGACCAGUAAAGUUAAAUGUCACGUAAUAUAUAUGGAACUUUAUUUCAACUGCCAUUUAUUUGUUACUAGCUCAUUUGAACUUUAAAUAGAGAGAUAAACCAUAUAUAAGUAUAUGUUUCAUCUUAUAUAUUUAACAUAAAGUCUAUUUUUUACUGUAAAAAAAAAUAUGGAGGUUAAUAAAGCUCACUAGAAAAUACACAUUCAUAAACUAAAUAUUUUUAAUCACAGAAAUUAUAUUUGUAAAAAAUAAAAAGCGUAUAACUCAUACUCUCAAAUACCAAUAUUUUGAAAUCAGUCAUAGAGGUGGGUAAUAUUAUGUAAAAAAAUGUUUUAUAAGACCUUUUAUA